Molecule: messenger RNA, 9742 nt
Organism: Cydia pomonella (codling moth)
Lineage: Eukaryota; Metazoa; Arthropoda; Insecta; Lepidoptera; Tortricidae
Gene: ace2
Product: acetylcholinesterase-like
Exons: 7
Coding region: 327-2243 (638 amino acids)
Biological process (GO): acetylcholine catabolic process in synaptic cleft; choline metabolic process
Cellular component (GO): plasma membrane
Molecular function (GO): acetylcholinesterase activity
Source: RefSeq, a predicted model, not a curated record
CGGUCCCCAGUCUACCAAAGUCCGCCGCAGGUGCUGCACGCGACGCUCCCGUCGCCGUACAACGCGAGUGCGUGUGUGUGAACUUAUAACAAGCUUAGAUAUCUAUUGUAUAACCGAGAGCUACGGACAGCACAGUCAAGGUCAACAUUCAGCUAUUUGACACCUGUUGUGUAUACAUAACGUAUUACCGCACUAACAACGACCAUUCAACAGAGACGAUUAGACAGAAAUGUGUUUCAAUAAACGCCUGAUCAAGCUGGCUGACUACUUCCGAUUACAAUCCAAUAUGACUCGUUAGUGAGCCACUGAAAAUAUAGACAGUCGACAUGACAUGCAAUACCAAAAUCGUAAUCACGAAGCUACUAGUAUGCUUCCUCUUGUCUGGUGUAAGAGGAAGAUCAUGGGCCAGCCACCAUGACACUACCACUUCUACUACUCAAACUACACCCACCACUAGUCCCGCUCCAAAGAACUUCCACAAUGAUCCGCUUGUUGUCGAGACUAAAAGCGGUCUCGUUAAAGGUUAUGCCAAAACAGUCAUGGGUCGUGAGGUACAUAUAUUUACCGGAAUACCAUUCGCAAAACCGCCUCUAGGUCCACUAAGAUUUCGAAAGCCAGUUCCAAUCGAACCAUGGCACGGCGUUCUAGAUGCCACCGCUAUGCCCAAUAGCUGCUAUCAAGAACGAUACGAGUAUUUUCCUGGAUUUGAAGGUGAAGAGAUGUGGAAUCCUAACACCAAUAUAUCAGAGGAUUGCUUGUAUUUGAAUAUUUGGGUGCCUCAGCAUUUACGAGUGCGCCAUCAUCAAGAUAAGCCUCUGGCUGACAGGCCAAAAGUGCCGAUACUAGUAUGGAUUUACGGUGGAGGGUAUAUGAGUGGAACAGCAACCCUUGAUUUAUAUAAAGCUGAUAUUAUGGCAUCAUCAAGUGACGUUAUAGUGGCUUCCAUGCAGUACAGGGUGGGAGCAUUUGGAUUUUUAUACUUGAAUAAAUUCUUUUCGCCAGGCAGUGAAGAAGCGCCAGGUAAUAUGGGCCUUUGGGAUCAGCAACUGGCAAUACGUUGGAUAAAAGACAAUGCGCGGGUAUUUGGUGGAGAUCCUGACUUGAUUACACUGUUUGGGGAGUCAGCUGGAGGAGGAAGCGUGAGCUUGCAUAUGCUUUCGCCAGAGAUGAAGGGAUUAUUCAAGAGAGGUAUAUUACAGUCAGGAACCUUAAACGCACCAUGGAGUUGGAUGACAGGAGAACGCGCUCAAGAUAUUGGGAAGGUGUUAGUUGACGAUUGCAACUGUAACAGUAGUCUUCUGUCCGCGGAUCCGAGCCUAGUGAUGGAUUGUAUGAGAGGAGUAGAUGCAAAAACAAUUUCCGUGCAACAAUGGAAUUCAUAUACGGGAAUAUUAGGAUUUCCGUCGGCUCCCACUGUCGACGGCGUAUUUUUACCAAAAGAUCCUGAUACAAUGAUGAAGGAGGGUAGCAUCCAUAACACUGAAGUGCUUCUCGGAAGUAAUCAAGAUGAAGGAACAUAUUUCUUGCUAUACGAUUUUCUCGAUUAUUUCGAAAAGGACGGACCGAGUUUUCUACAGAGAGAAAAAUUCUUAGAGAUCAUCAACACGAUAUUCAAGGACUUCUCUAAUAUCAAGAAAGAAGCAAUAAUUUUUCAAUAUACAGAUUGGGAAGAGAUCACCGACGGUUAUCUGAACCAGAAGAUGAUAGCAGACAUAGUGAGCGAUUACUUCUUUGUCUGCCCAACUAAUUACUUCGCGGAGGUUCUGGCUGAGUCUGGCGUUGACGUCUACUACUACUACUUUACACACCGCACAAGCACGAGCCUCUGGGGCGAGUGGAUGGGUGUGAUGCACGGUGAUGAGAUGGAGUACGUGUUCGGGCAUCCGCUCAACAUGUCGCUGCAGUACCACACGAGGGAGCGCGACUUGGCCGCUCACAUCAUGCAGUCUUUCACUAGAUUUGCUCUAACUGGCAAACCUAAUAAGCCAGAAGAGAAGUGGCCGCUCUACUCCCGCGCGUCACCUCACUACUACACGUACACUGCGGACGGGACCAGCGGGCCGGCAGGGCCACGCGGCCCGCGCGCAAGUGCCUGCGCCUUUUGGAAUGACUUCCUGAACAGGCUCAACGAAUUGGAGCGUGUUCCCUGCGACGGGGCAGUGACUGGGCCCUACAGCAGUGUGGCCGGUACUACUCUCCCAGUGGUCCUGCUCACAGCGCUGGCCACCACCGCUGCCCUCUAAAUAAAACAAUAAAAAAUAGAGUAGAAGUCUGCAAAAAUGUGCUUCAAACGUAAGUGUUUCAGAAAAAACGUUGUGUGUAACAAAAGUGGGUAAGAGAUUAGACAUUUCAAAUGGUGAAUAAACAUAUUUCUUAUGAAGAUUGGAUAAUUGGAUAUUUUAUAGCUAAAAGGCAUUUUGGAUGAUAUUAGAAAUGACUGGCAAACGGAACUGAUUCUUGUAGAUUAAGGUCUUAGCAAACGUAUGCACUGGUUUUAAAACAAGUUCAUUUCUGUAGGUAGUAUAAUUUCCAUUAAUAGUAACAUUAUAAUUUAGGUAGGCACACGAUGUUCCUUGUCUAGUUGUUUCGUCUGUUUGAUGUUGCAAAAAUUUAUUUUAAUCGUAAUUAAUAAUGAUAAAAUAUUAAAAAAUGUAAUGUUUGAUGUUAGGGCAAACAUGUACAAAAAUGUUAUUCGUAAUUUUAAUAUUAUGAAGUAAACCGCUUGCGCGUGAAUAUGCUAUGUGGAGUAUAUAUAUACUUACCUAUUUAAAAUAUACGUGUCGAUAAAACAGUAUAAAAAUAAACAAUUGAAGUUGACAAAAUGUAGCGAUUUUAUAAAAUUUAAAUUACGAAAAACAAACAUGGGCUCAGUUUUUUAAUGAAAAAUAAAUAAAUCUUUAGUACUUGUGUGUGUUACAAUUAAGUACAUAUCAUUAAUUAGGAAAUUUGUUGUAAUAAGUUAAAAUGCUUUGAUUGUAAAAGCAAUGCUUUCACAGAAAAAUGGAUUAUCACUAUACAUAUCAAGUGUGCCUCUGCUUGAAUAGCAAAAUAAAACAUAUCUUUAUUCUAGUGAAAUUUAGAAUUUGAUAUAAAUAUAUGAACAUAUUGUAAAAGUAGAGCGUAUACUAUGCGACGAAUUUUUGUUGAGGUAUUUAUUAUUAUAUAUAGGAUGCUACUAAAUGCGUACCACUCGAGGAUCUUAUGAACUUCAAAUUCUUAUGACUUCAAACAGAUGAUAGAAUAUUUUGUAAAUAAUACCUUUUUAUGAAUAAAAUGCAAAGUUAUUGUUACCUACUUACUAACGUAAUAUACCUAUAUAUGAAAACGUAGACCUAUGUUUUAAUUUUGAAUAAAAAGCACAUAUAACUUACCUCCGUUUAUAGAUGGGUACCUCUAUUUUCUUUAGAAUCUUUACCAAAAUACUAUACCCUCAAAUUUAAAUUAUAAAUAAUAAUUACAUACUUUUUAAUAUGUGAAUCACGAUUAAAGAUAUUAUAGUUAUCCACACUUUACAUAUAAUAGAAUAUAACCAGAAAUAUCAGUCUACCCUCUUGCUUACACUAUGAGCCAUACAGUUUUAAGACAUCCCGUUCUAAGCCCUUACAAACUGCGGAAUAAAUCUAAUCUGUAGCUUAUAAACGCUUUAAGUGAAAAUCGUCUUAUGAAUUUAUAUUACGAUUUAUAUAUUUUUAAACAUGAAAUUUGUACCUACUAAUUCGAUAGACAUAAUAAGGACGUAUUGGUAUUACGUAGAAGUGAUUGUCAAUUACUACCAAGAUGUGAAUGGAAUGUUUGGGGGAUGCUGAGAAGGAUUGCUAAAUAUUUGUACAAAAUUUCGGGAAACAAUAUACUAGGACUGUCCCUUGCAUGCCAGUCGUCUAUUCUACAGCACUUACAUGUAUGAAAGUAGCGUUACAAUAAAUACCAUGUUAAAUAUGAUACUAAAUGGAAUAUAUAUUUUAAGUUUCCCACAAAUAUAUGAAAUACAUGUUUUGUAAUCAUGAUAAUCUUAUUCAAAAUAUAUUACAAAAAAAAAGCGUUCAUUGAAUGAAUUGUUGCAAUUGUAAGUUUACAAUAUUAUCAAAUCUUAGCCAAUCAUACAACUUCAGAAACUGGUAGUCUGCCAGGAGUUUUUAUACCUAUAAUAUAUUAAUCCUUCAACGUCCUCGAUUUUCUAAUUUUUUAUAAUUAAAAUAGUCUCAUUGAUGUAAACAAUUCCAUUUUUUUGAGACGUCCAUUCCUUCGAUUGCGUAUUUUUAUUGUAGUUUAGAUAUAUAGAACCAGAGUUGCACCUCUUUGAGUAUUUGUUACAAAAAGUGUUUCAGCGCUUUAACCGUUAGUCUUUAUUUAUAUUUAUAAAACCUUAGUAUAAUAUAAUUAUGUAGGAUAAUUUGGGAAACAUGUCUGGGAUAUAACAAGAUGCCAGAAAUAUAAGCCAAUGAUAGUUAAGUUGGUAUAAAAGUUACUAGUUUGGUCAUAAAUAACUAUAUUUAGAAUUAUAAACAGAAAAAAAUAUUAUUGUAUACAAUUUGGCCACAGUAAUUAUAAUGCCACAAAAUUUGUUCCUAAUUAUUAUCCCAAAUCGCCACAUAUCUGAAAGACCGAGCUUUGCUCAGAAAACAUAAUUACCAAUUAAAAAAUACGCGUCUUCCCAGAGAUAAGUCCUAGCUAGAUCGAUUUUUCGCUAUCGAAAACCCCCAUAUAGCAAAUUUAAUCGAAAUCGUUAGUGCCGUUUCCGAUCCCCUAAAUAGACACAUAAAUGUGUAUGUAUAUACAAGAAUUGCUCAUUUAAAGGUAUAAAGAUAUAAAUAUGACUAUAAAAUUGUCUACUGGAUUCGAAUAACAUGUAUAAAAUUGACUAUGUUUAACAUAGCGGUUAAAGAGCUGUUACAUUUUUAUAGAAAUCGCCCUGGUAGCCAUGUUUACCUCAUAGUUUGCAAAAUUGUAUGGUGUACCUUGUUAGGCGUUCCUUGUUUCACUUUUUUUGAAAUAUUUCACUGCGUUCAUUAUAAAUGUGUAUUUGUCCUCUCAUAGGUUAUUGAAGUAGAUACGAGAGUAAAGUGCACACCGAUUGCUUUUUAUGCAUUUUCCGCAUUACAAGAGUCUUGGGAUAAAAAAAUAAUGCUCUGUCGUAUUAAUCAUGAAAUUCCAAGGUGCCGAAUUUUCUUUCAAAAUUUAGAAAACCCAUCAUACAGCGUCUUAGUUUAGCCCAAUUUGUAGCCAAGCAAUAAGCACGGUAAUUGUAAUGUACUGUGGAAUGUGUUUCCAACGGUUCGCCAACACAAACAUCUAGUGGCACGACCACUCUGCUCGCAGUCUGACAUCGACUGACUCUAACUGUCAGUGACGUCACCAUGACGUAAGUGCUCGAGGCACUACAGAAAUCAUGAAAUGUUACCUACUUUGGUUAUCUGUUUAGUUGGGGUGAAAUUGCCUGUUUAACACUGACAUUAGUAAACUUAAUAAAAAUCUUCAAAAUCGUACAAUUUUUAAUCAAUAAACUUAUUUGCAUAUGAGUUUUUAACGUUUAUAGUUUCCGCUUAAAUUACAAACAUCAAUACAUUUGAAUUCUUUAAUUCAAUUCUCACCAUAAAUUAUUUAAGCCACUUUUUAUGUCAACGGGCCUGUUUCACAAAGUCUGAGUAAACCAUUGGAUAGCUAAUUAACAAAUAAAUUAACUGCCAGAUAACUUCCAGCAAAACUUAGCACUUUAUCUGCCAGAAGAUUGCGAAACGAUAACUUUAUUCGUCAGAUAAGUGGCAAGUAGCUCAUUCAGGACUUUACUUGGACAUUGUGAAAAAGACCCUUAAAAUAAAUAAUAUAUCCUUAUACCCUUAUAGACCCUUAAGGAAAUAUAUAAAAUUGCAUAGGUACUCCAAACUUAAAUAAUGCAGACAUUUAAAGUCUCUAUUGAGUGUGCCAUUUAACUUAAUCACAAUAAGAGAGUUCUCUUUCAAUUCGACAAAAUAUCAAUAAGUGACGUGACUUUUAAAUCAUGUACAGUUAGCUUCUCCCGAGCGUCGGCGUCUAGUCAACUCUCUGGCUGCUGCUCGACGCUACAUUGGCGUAACUGCGGAGCGACACCAUUUUCCAUACCGCUGACUAGACGCCGAAGCUCAAAAGACGCUAGUGUGGGGUGGCCUUAUGUGGGGAACUAUAUUUUUUUUUCACAAUUACAGGCAUACUUUUGUAGAAAAAUAUAUAAGUUGACAGUAAAAUCGAAUCUACCGUGACAUCACCUUUAGACUCAAUUUUAGACUCACCGGUACACUCAAGUUUCCCAAUACUCUAGAAUGCGGAAAGGAUUUUACGUUGAAUUAAGCACGAUUUGAGAAGUUGUAUGGGAUAGCUUUAAUUAGUUAAUAUUAAGAUGUAAAGUGAUCUAAAUAAGGGUAAGCUAACUUAGUGAUGUAUAAAAAAGUUAAUGUAAUGAAUCUCAUAUUGUUUUACUAACAAAACGUAUAUUGAAAUACUCAGUAACGGUAAAUGUAAACACAUUCAAGUAAUACAAAAAAUGGCAUAUUGUUAAGUUAUUAGUGAAACUUUCAUACUGAUUAUGUUUUUCGUUAUUUUUUUAUAUAGAUAUGCAAAGUAUUAAAAUAACACCCAUAUUUUAGCCUUAUUUAUGCACUAGUAGAUAAUUACAAAAUAGUCAGAGUUUGUACUAUUAUAACAAUAUUUACUUACUAAAAAUAUGAAAUGUAAUGAUUAAAGUAAGUAAUUAAAACAUCUUUUAACAUCAUCCAGUUUGUUCUACGUGUAACUUGUUAUUUUUCUGGGGCCUAAAAUUCUUGUUCUUGAAUCUGCAAAACAAUACUCGUAAUAAUCUUACGUUUAAGUACCCAGGUAUGGUUGUUGCAUACGUACAGUUUAUUAUAAUAGAUUUAUAGUAAUCUACUCAAUAGAUAGUAGCUCGUAGUAUUGGUAAGUUAAGUUUAGAUUGAAUGUGAUGCAAUUAGUGGUUUUGAUAACUAAAGAACAACUGCUUAAUCUCCUAUUAUUGUGAAUGAAGUAAACACAAUUUCAGAUUACUCAAUCCAGUACAUAAGAUGAACUUUCCUUCGGUAUUAGAGGCGACUAAAUGAAAAAGAGUUCUAAUCUAUGUAUUCGUGGGUGUUAAGUUCGUCAUUAUUUUCUGUCUCACUUAUGGCUGUGCGUAUCUGAUUGAUUGACAUCUCUCUCUACUCACCCAUGAACAAUAUAUUCUACAGAUCUACUGAGUGAAAUGAGUGAUAUAUAUCUCCGCGAGCGAAGGAUAUGAAUGAAUCUUUUUAACUCAGUGAAGCGUUUUGUGCAUCUCUAGUGAAGACGGAACGAGAUUGCUUUCUUAUUAGUCUCAAACAUUUUUCAUUAUGUACUUAGUCAAGUCAAGGCAGUCGCCACUAUCAUUAGUUAUUCAUAAUAUACAUAAUACCUAUAAUACCUUUGUGAAAUUACCUGUUUCAGAAGACAACUUUAAAAUAUUUAACCUAACUAGAGUGCCGUUGUCUACAAUACAUUUCAAAGAUUAGCGCGCUUUAUCAGUUACUCGUCUCGUAUGAUAUCACAUUCCAUUUUUUCAUUUUAUUCAAUAACUAUAGUCGUCGGUAAAAUGUUUAAGUUCAAUAGAAUAUACAUAGAAACUUCGUGCCAUACAAUUAUUAGAUGUGUAGAAAUUGAUAGAGAAAUUAUAACGGUGUAUGUUUAUUAGGGAAGGUAAAUGUUCAAUGUUAUUUGUAAAGCUUCUACCCGAUAUACGAGCCGCUGUGUGCAUUAGAUUCCGCUAGCAUUGCUAAAGACUCAUAUUAUAUCCUACGAGGGCCACAAUGAAACCUAUCAGGUGUAUUUGCUUGAUAGUGGUGCUUGUAGUGUCAAACGAAAAUUGUUUAUAAUAGAUACAAUUUAAACAAAUAUUGAGAUCGAGAUAACAACACGAGUUUAGAAUUCUGUUUUAUGAUGGUAUGCGAUAAAAAUAUGUGAAAAUAUUAAUAUAAAUCUCAUAAAAUAUCUCUCCUCCGCUUGGGGCCGCACCACUAUCCACGCUGCGUUCUUCUACUUACUUUUUCAAACAUAUUAGAAAUACAAGCUUUCCGUGCCUAUGUGGAUCCACAUAGAGAAGUACUUUCCGAGUAUGUAUAGUAUAUAUGCAUUUUAAAAUUAUUUAAACGCGUCAUUGUCGAGCGAAUUCACUAGUUUUAUGGUUAAAUUUGAAAAACUCGAUUUAAUUUUACGACAUUUUAAUCAUUGGAGUCGUGAUUCACUACAUAUAAUAAACCAUAUCAAUCUCAUUGAUUAACUACUUAUUUAAAUCGUCACCGUUUAAUAAUUUUCCGUAUUUCCAAUACUGAUCUAGGAAGGACUCGAAUCAUAAACACUAGGUUUAUAGUAUGCAUUAUCUCUAUAUUAUUUUAUAUAUAUAUACGUAUAAUUUUUUCGGGCUCAGUCCCGAAUUUGUUAAACAAAAUCCUUUGUUUCUUUUACGCAGAGCAUCGUCGGCGCGUGCCAAAGUAACCAUGUUGUUAAAAAACAACUAUCGUGAUAGUAUUAAGGUUGACAUUUAUGUGACAGCUCAUUCAGAGAACAAUUAGCACCACGAGAUAACAAAACGUGUUAAACGACAUGAGAUAACAAAAUGAAUUUGAACCAUAUAAUUAGGACAAUAAAUUUGCUUUUCAAACAAGCUUCUUCCCGUUACUUAUGUCGGGGUUACUAGCAGUAGUGGAACCACUGCAUAAAAGAAACAACUUUUGUUUAACAGAUUAAGUACCGAGUCCGAAUAAGUUAUUUCAUAUAAUUCAUACUAUAAAAGCUUACGUUAAUUGGAGUCACGAUAGUUGAGUUGAGUUUUGCAAUUGAGUAAUACUUGAGUCUUUACCAAGACUAGACACCGCUUUACAUUAGGUGCUAAUAAAUGUAUACAUGUGGGUAUGUGCACUAUUUUUCUGUACUCUUGACAACUAAUUGCGAAUGACGUUGACAAUAUCUGUUUUAUUUGUAUCCAGGUAUGGCGUGCUUGGUUGUAUCUGUAGGCUUUUCACGUGUUAGAUGAGUGUGAUUCUUUUAGAAAUCCUGUUACAUAUUUUGUACUACAUUUAAAAACGUAUCAAGGUAGUAUUCAGUGUAAUUAUAUAAAUUGAUUGUAAGAAGAGUCAUCUUUACAUUUUUUUCAAAGCUAAUUAGCGUUGACGUUUGUCAUACAAAGAGAAAGACAAAACGCGGCAUAUAAUUAGUUUGAAAAUAUUAACGAAAUAAAUUACCAAGCAUUACGAGAUUCCGGUUUCACUUGCAUACCAAAAAUAAGAAAGAAUAAUAUGAUCUUGAAUUUCACUAACUGCAAUUGUAAAUCAUUUACUAAUGGCACUUGUUGGUUGACAUUUAAAAAAGUGAAUAAAAAAACUACUCAAUGAUUGGCUUGGCACCUAAUUUUAAAACAAAAAGGUGCCAAUCAUUCACGAUAUGGUAGUUUACGCUACUUGAGCCUUAGUUUCACUUACUUUGUUCAAAUCUUGCUUUAGAAUUUGGAAAUAAUAUUUCUUAAGAAUUAGCUAACUAUUAACUGCAUUAUGUAAAUUUGUUUGUACAGUUAUAUUGAAUUUUAAUAAAUUAAUUGUUCUUCCUAAAGUCACUGUCACUGUCACGGUCACUGUAGUAAGAAUAAAUAUUUUAUUGGAAUACUGUUAGACAAUAGUUAUAAUAUUUUCCUUUAAAUAUCCAAUUAAUAUCUCUUACCUGGAAAAUAAUCAAUAAAUUGAAUUAAAAUGUG